Messenger RNA from Setaria italica (foxtail millet), 2655 nucleotides. RefSeq names its product probable serine/threonine-protein kinase WNK3. The record is from RefSeq and is a predicted model, not a curated record. Lineage: Eukaryota; Viridiplantae; Streptophyta; Magnoliopsida; Poales; Poaceae. Gene Ontology annotation, cellular component: cytoplasm. The coding region runs from base 425 to 2125 and encodes 566 amino acids. Gene Ontology annotation, molecular function: ATP binding; protein serine/threonine kinase activity. Gene Ontology annotation, biological process: protein phosphorylation; intracellular signal transduction. The transcript is spliced from 5 exons.
CAGGCCAAAUCUUCCUCUUCGGUCUCUCCUCUGGUCCUCUCCUCCUCGCGGCGCCACCGCUAGCCACCGUUGCUAAUCACUCUCUGACGCCCCCUUGCUCGAGAUGCACUCGUCUCGUAUAUUAAUUUAACCCCGGCAACAGAGGGAGCUGCCUCCUCGUCUGAUCCUCUUCUCCCUCUCGAGAUCCCACACCGCAUGCCACGUCGGCAGCCUCGGUCUCCUCGGCCGUACGGCACCAGGAAAAUAUUGCGAGGAGCAGAGCGGAGCGGAGCUGAGCUUUUCUUGAGAUGUAUGCGUGCGUGGGCGGUUGGUUGGGAGCUGCGAUGAAUGCGGGGAUGAUGUGAUUCUUGGGGAAGUGAGAGAAAGGGUUCUUCCUCGUGUGUGAUUUGGAGGAGAGGAGGAGGGAGAUUGAGUGAAACAGAGGAUGAUGGGAGCUCUGCAGGUGCAGAGCAAUGGCGGCGGUGCUGGCGAGGGGCUCUUAGCUGAUGAUCCUGGGUAUGUGGAGGUUGAUCCCACGGGGAGGUAUGGCAGGUACAAUGAGAUUCUCGGCAAGGGAUCCUCAAAGACCGUGUACCGGGCCUUCGACGAGCACCGUGGCAUGGAGGUGGCGUGGAACCGGGUGCCGGUGCACGACUUCCUGCGGAGCCCCGGCGAGCUGGAGCGCCUCUACGGUGAGAUCCAUCUGCUCCGGUCGCUCCGCCACCGCGCCGUGAUGCGCCUCCACGCCUCCUGGGCCGACGCGCCGCGCCGCGCCGUCUGCUUCGUCACCGAGCUCUUCACCUCCGGCACGCUCCGCCAGUACCGCCAGCGCCACCGCCGGGUCGGCGCCGCCGCCGUCCGCCACUGGUGCCGCCAGAUCCUCGACGGCCUCGCCUACCUCCACGCCCGCGGGAUCAUCCACCGGGACCUCAAGUGCGACAACAUCUUCGUCAACGGCAGCCAGGGCCAGGUCAAGAUCGGCGAUCUCGGCCUCGCCGCCGUCCGCCGCCGGCAGACCGCCUCGCCGCCCUACGCCGCCCACUGCGUCGGAACGCCGGAGUUCAUGGCGCCCGAGGUGUACGCCGAGGACUACGACGAGCUCGCCGACGUCUACUCCUUCGGCAUGUGCGUCCUCGAGAUGGUCACCCUCGAGUACCCCUACAGCGAGUGCGCGCACCCCGUCCAGAUCUACAAGAAAGUCACCUCCGGGAUAAAGCCGGCGGCUUUGUACAAGGUGAAAGACCCGGCGGUGCGGCGGCUCAUCGACAAGUGCUUGGCGCCGGCGUCGCGGCGGCCGACGGCGGCGGAGCUGCUCAACGACCCUUUCCUGCUGGUCGAAGACGACUUCUUCGUUCACGACGAAGACUACAGCGCGAUGUACAACUACCUCCACCAGCCUGUCUGUCUGGACCACCACCGCCGCGGCGGCAGCAGCGGCUCCACGGCGAGCAACGGCGGCGGCAGGUGGGACUCCGAGGACGACGACGAUGAUGACGGGAGCAUGUUCCAUGGCAUCGACCAGCUGUUCAACGAGCACGAGGACGACGAGCACGUCGCGGGCGUCGACAUCACCAUUAAGGGCAAGAGGAUGGAGGACGGCAGCAUCUUCCUCCGGCUGCGCAUCGCCGACAAAGACGGCACAGGGAUUGUCCGGAACAUCUACUUCCCCUUCGACGUCGAUGCGGACACGGCGCUGAGCGUGGCGACGGAGAUGGUGGCGGAGCUGGACAUCACGGACCACGAGGUGACCCACAUCGCCGAGAUGAUCGACGGCGAGGUCGGCGCGCUGCUGCCGCACUGGAGGCCGGGUCUCGGCAUGGACGAUGACAACGGCGACAGCGAUGGUGACGCCGCGGAUGACCCGGACGCGCCGACGCCGAGGACUCCCUCCUGCAAGAACUGCCGGUCCACUGCCGCGUCCUCCGACGGGUUGUCGCUCGACGACUACAUGUUGGCAGCGGCACGCCGCGGCUGCCGGUGCGCGGAGCUGCACGGCCGGUUCGAGGAGAUCACGUUCCAGGCCGACGACGAGCCGGCGCAGUUUCAGAGUUCAGGGUGCAGCAGCUCCGAUGACGGAGACAAGAAGCUCAUGGGCAUCAAUGGCGUGGCACAGGAUAUCACCACUGAAUGUUCAGACCAGUCUUGAGCUGGUUCCUGACAUGAACAAUCCUAUUAACCUGAACACCGUGAUCAUAGCAAGAUCGAGCCAUCCCGCGUCGAUAUGAACAGCAAUUUUCGUGUUCCGGCAUUGGAUCGGAGCGCCGAUCUGCAUAAUGAUUGGGAAAAUUUGCGCAUGUCGGUGCCGCCAUGGUGAUCAGGCAGUUCGGAGGGCUGCUCUUUGUGAUGAGGAUGGUUGACAGCAACCAUGAUCAAUCAGCAGUUCACAGAGCAAAGUUUCUCUGUCAGAGCUGUAUUGCUUACCGACUCCUUGCAAGAACAAAAUCUGCACUGUUGAGCAAUGGUGCUGAUGUUUGAUGUGCCAUUUGGACCGCGUAAAUCUGCAGUUUCUACUAGAUUGGUUGAUUUUGUUUGGUUCUCCUGUUUCAAAGAUCAGGCAAAUUUGGUAGGCAAGAAACUGAGAUGUGAUCAGGGCAAUCUGAGGUGCAUGUAAAUAAACUUCUUUAGUUUUGGUGAGGUUACAAAUCUAAAGGUGGGUGGUAUAGUUUGAAAUUUGAA